Rhizophagus irregularis DAOM 181602=DAOM 197198 is the source of this 555-nucleotide messenger RNA. RefSeq lists its product as uncharacterized. NCBI's taxonomy places the organism in Eukaryota, Fungi, Glomeromycota, Glomeromycetes, Glomerales, Glomeraceae. The record is from RefSeq and is a predicted model, not a curated record.
AUGACAAUUUAUGCUGGACCAUUAUCGCUUCAUGUCAGAAAAUAUAAAAGAUUAGCUUUAUUAUUUUGUACUUGUGGUUUUUUACUUGUACCUUCCAUUUACUUUUACGGAAAAGCCCCUAUCGUUGGAGCAAUCGGAGUUGGAUUAUCGUCGUUAGUUCCAUUAUUUUUUAUAAAUUAUUUAAGCGCAACAUAUGUAUCUCGAAUAUAUAUUUAUCUUCCUCCGCAACGUCGUUAUGAACCUUCAUUAAGAAGAUCAUUUAAUCCAUAUGCAUUACAUUCUUCAGGAAAUCCUUAUCUUACAAUAGAAACUUUUGAUUGGUUAGGUAGAAUAGAGGAAACUACACUUAAAUUAUCUGAAUUAAAAGAAUAUAAGAAUAAAAACAAAUUUCAAUGGAUAACUUGGAUAAAGCAAGAAAGUAAUAACAGAAUAGGGAAAAGGUUUUAUGUAGAAAAAAGGGUUUUAAAACAAGAUGUUUUUUCUAAAGGAUUAGUUGAAUGGAUUGAGAAACAAAGUGGAUUAAAUCAAGUUCAAAAAACUAACGAUUUAAAAUAA